Molecule: messenger RNA, 2656 nt
Organism: Myripristis murdjan (pinecone soldierfish)
Lineage: Eukaryota; Metazoa; Chordata; Actinopteri; Holocentriformes; Holocentridae
Product: mucolipin-3-like
Exons: 13
Coding region: 640-2298 (552 amino acids)
Cellular component (GO): plasma membrane; lysosomal membrane
Molecular function (GO): NAADP-sensitive calcium-release channel activity
Source: RefSeq, a predicted model, not a curated record
CAAAGCAUCCUGUGGGAUACAAACUGUGUCACAUGAUUUAAUUCUGCAGGCAUGUACAAUAACUUAAAAGCAAACUAAGACUAUUCUCUACAAAGUCAACUAUUUUGUGUUUUUAUAAGUGACUGUAUGGCUGUUUAGUUUUUUUCUCUGUGGAUGGGCAGCUUUAUUAAAACGAUGUCUCCUUCCCUAUAAAGAAAUUUAUCCUAGUUUGUAGUGUUAUAAAUGAUUUAAUCUAUGCUAGUAAGGACCUACAAUUCAUGGAGCUCAGUGGGGAACCCCUUUGACCUUUGACCUGUCGGCUUCCACUGUUGGUGAAAUAAUCAGUGCAAAUCUGCUCAUGCAAAACGGUAUUGUUUGGAAGAGGUCAAAUUCAUGAUGAAAUCAUUCGCAGACCUCAGAAGCCUCAGUGUCAGUUUCUCUGUCUGUGUGUGUGCAUCUACUGUAACUGAGAACUGUCUUUGUUUUGGAAAAACUGGAAAAGCCUAAAAUGACGCGUAGGAAUGACAGUCAUUGUGGUGUGAGCUGCUCUGUUGACUGCAGCGACUGAGGUUGGUACAGACCAAAGACGCCCUUCCAGCAUUAGGCAAGUCGCUCUGUGGCCAGCAGCUCUCCGGUGUGAGGCAGGUGUUAGCAGUGUAGAUGGAGGACACGGAGCCCCUGGUGGCUGUGAGGCCAGAGGAGAGAGCGCCGAGCAGCAGAUGGUCUGCGGCUAAGCAGAGCCCUGAGUCUAAAAUGGUGGAAGACUUCAGAAGGAGGCUCAAGUACUUCUUCAUGAACCCUUGUGAGAAAUACAGAGCCAGGGGCCGCAAACCGUGGAAACUGAUGCUACAGAUUUUAAAAAUUGCAAUCAUCACCAUCCAGUUGGUGUCUUUCGGCCUGAGCAAUGAAAUGAUGGUCACCUUCAAAGACGAAAAUCUGGUGACGUUCAAACACCUGUUCCUCAAAGGAUACACGGACCAAAGGCUGGGACAAUAUGCACUUUACACAAAAAGAGAUGUCUAUGAUCACAUCCACUACAUUAUCAACAGGUACAUCACUCUCCAAAACCUGACAGUGGGCAAUCAUGCAUAUGAGAGGGCAGGCGGAGUGUACACCCCUCUGUCCGUCUGUCAGGAGUUCUACAGGAAUGGCAGCAUCUCCCCCGGCAACGAGACCUUUGACAUUGACCCACAUAUUGAAAAAGAUUGCUUUUCCAUAUACCCAAUGCAGUCCUAUGACAACAACAGUUUGGCAGGACACCUGAACUUCUCCCUAGAUUUCAAAAGGCUGCUAUCAGUCAACAUCUACCUGACUCUGAAAGCCAUCAAUCUGCAGACAGUACGCCACCAUGAGCUGCCAGACUGUUAUGACUUCCAAAUAAUGAUCGUGUUUGACAAUCGUGCACAUAGCGGAAGAAUAAAGGUCGAUGUUGACAAUGAUGUCAGUAUUUAUGAGUGCAGAGACUGGAAUGUGGCAGGCACUUCUGGGAAAAACGACCACCGCCUCUUGUUGUUUGACUCUCUGGUCAUCCUCGCCUGCUUCACCUCCCUCAUCCUCUGCACCCGAUCCAUCAUCAACGGAAUCCAGCUCCAGUUUGAGUACAAUAUUUUCUUCCAUGCCUACUACAAUAAAAUUGUGUCCUGGUCAGAUCGCAUGGAGUUUGUGAACGGCUGGUACAUCCUUAUUAUUGUGAGUGACACACUCACCAUCGCCGGCUCAGCCCUUAAAAUAGGAAUACAAACAAAGUACUUGACAAACUACGAUGUUUGCAGUAUUUUGCUGGGGACAGCCACCAUGCUCGUCUGGGUUGGGGUGAUUCGUUACCUUGGCUUCUUCAAGAAAUAUAACAUCUUAAUCUUGACCCUGAGGGCUGCAUUCCCAAAUGUGAUUCGAUUCUCCUGCUGUGCAGCCAUGAUCUAUCUGGGAUACUGUUUCUGUGGCUGGAUCGUGCUCGGGCCUUACCAUGACAAAUUCCGAACGCUGGACAAGGUGACAGAGUGUCUCUUCUCCCUCAUCAACGGCGAUGACAUGUACUCCACCUUUCAAAAGAUGAGGGCGAAGAGCUACAUGGUGUGGCUCUUCAGCAGGCUCUACCUCUACUCCUUCAUCUCCCUCUUCAUGUACAUGGUGCUCAGCCUGUUCAUCGCCCUCAUCACCGACACCUACGAGACCAUCAAGCAUCACCAACAAGACAAAGCGCCAGUGUCCCACCUUCACGCCUUUAUCGCCGAGUGCAGGGACCAGCCCGAGUCUGGGAGAUACCAGACCGAGGAGGAGAAGGCCUCCUGCUGCUCCUUCCCAUGCUGCUGCUUUACAUGAGAGCAAAAUGAAUGCUGAUGAUUCCUCUACCUGUGCAGACUGUUGACAUGACAGGAUUGGAGAGGGUCUUGCAUCAGUUAUUAUAGUUUUAUAUUUUUCAUUAGUUUUUUUUAUUUAAUGUUUAAUUUUUGUUUUAAAUUCAGUUUAGCUUCAGUUAGUCUCCAGAGUGGACUUGGUUGUUUAAGUUCAGUUUUUAGUGUUUUAAAAUGUUUAGUUUAGUUUUUAUUAGUUUCAAUGUUAUAGUUUUUUAAAUUAUUAUAAUAAAGGGUGUGUGUGCUCAGAAUAGUCCCAGUCCUAGUCUCAAUAAACACGAGCUCCGACACCUCUUCAUGCUGGUUGUGACAAAUUUGACCAAACU